CUCCGUCCACCGCCACCUGUCCCCACCAGUCCCCAUCACCCCAAUAUUUAUACAAAUCUAUCAUUUCUUUUUAAAACUCAAUUAAAAUUAUCUCUUACUCAUUAUUUUACUUCCAAAAAAAACAAAACAUUUUUUUAUUAACCGGCAAUGCCUACGCCGGUGACAACAGCCAGGCAAUGCUUAACACCGGAAUCCGCUCAAAUCCUCGACGAAGCAGUAGCCGUCGCGAUACGGCGAGGACACAACCAAACGACGUCACUCCACGCCGUUUCAGCUCUCUUAACAAUCCCCUCAAUUUCCAUCCUACGCGACGCGUGUCUUCGCGCCAAGAACAAUGCAUACAGCCCACGUCUCCAGUUCAGAGCCCUAGAGCUUUGCCUAAGCGUCUCACUCGACCGAGUCCCGUCGAAUCAACUCGCUGAUGACCCGCCCGUUUCCAACUCACUCAUGGCCGCCAUAAAACGAUCUCAAGCGAACCAGCGCCGGCAGCCGGAAAAUUUUCAUUUAUAUCACCAGCAGAGUAUUACCACUACUACGUCGAUUACGUGUAUAAAAGUUGAGCUGCAGAAUUUAGUUUUAUCGAUUCUUGAUGACCCGGUUGUGAGUCGGGUUUUCAGCGAGUCCGGUUUUCGGAGCUCCGAGAUUAAGCUUGCUAUUGUCCGUCCGGUUUAUAAACUCCCACGUUAUAAAGGUCCGCCUAUGUUCUUAUGCAAUUUGGAUCCGAAUAACUCGGAUCCGGGUCGGGCAUUUAGCUUCCCGUUUUCGAGAUUUACAACCGGGUUGUUCAACGGAGAUGAAAAUUCGGUCAGAAUCAGUGAGAUUCUGAUCAGAAGUAAAGGGAGGAAUCCUCUGCUUGUGGGUGUAUCAGCUUUCGAUACACUCGCAAAUUUCACUGAGCUACUCGAGAGAAAAGAUAAGAACUUUUUACCUAUGGAGUUAAAUGGGUUAAGUUUAAUUUCAAUGGAAAUUGAUUUUUCAAAAUUUGUGAGUAAAAUUCUUGAUAAAGGGUAUUUGGAUGCGAAAUUUGACGAAAUGGGUCGGUUUAUAGAGCGAAAUUUAGGACCCGGGUUGGUGGUGAAUCUUGGUGAUUUGAAGGUGUUCAUCAAUGAUGAAAAUGAUGAAAAUUUAGUGAGAUAUGUAGUUGAAAAGUUGACAAAUUUGUUAAAAAUUUAUCAAAGGAAAAUUUGGUUUAUGGGUGCAACUGAAAAUUGUGAGAGUUAUUUGAAAUUUGUUGGGAAAUUUGCUUCAAUUGAAAAGGAUUGGGAUUUGCAGCUUUUACCUAUAAGUUCUUUUAGAGCUUCAAUGGGUGGAUCUUAUCCUAGGUCAAGCCUGAUGGAAUCAUUUGUUCCAUUCGGUGGCUUUUUUUCCACAUCGACGGAGUCGAAUAGCUCCUUAAGUCAAUGCAUACCUCGCUGUCAUCUGUGCAAUGAGAAGUGUGAACAGGAAGUAGUUGCUGUUGCAAAUGGAGGAUUUGUUGCUUCAGUAGCAGAUCAUUACCAAUCUAACUUACCUUCUUGGUUGCAAAUGACUGAAAUCGGCACAAACAAAGGAAUUGAUGUGAAGACAAGAGAGGAUGGAGUCAUGUUGAGUGCCAAAAUUGCAGGCCUGCAAAAGAAAUGGGAUAGCAUAUGCCAGCGUCUCCAUCAUCCUCAACUACCAGGAUCAAACACUCAUCCUUCUCAGUUUCCUUCUAUUGCCGGUUUUCGUAUGGUAGAAGACAAAAUGAAUGAUGCCGAAAAGUAUAGCAGCAACAAUCUAAAUGCACCAAUUGAUGAAGGUCGAUGCAGGAAUGUCCCCAUUGAUCUGCAGAAGAUUUCAGCAACACAAUCCGGUGUGCCAUCUUCUGUAGCUUCUGCUGCAUACACUGAAAAUGUCAAACAUUGGGGAAAACCUUCAAAAGAAGGUCAUCAUUUAGGUGAUCUCAGGAUUCCUCGUAGUUUUUCCAAUUCAAGCGUGGCUGACGGUAGUCAAGCAUCUCCCACAUCAGCAACCUCUGUGACUACAGAUUUGGGUUUGAGAAUUAGCGCUCUUUCUGCCAGUAAUAAUCCAAGGAAACUGGUAAAUAAAAACCAGAUGGAGCUUUCAUGGGACUUAUCUGGUUCCGUUUCAGCAAAUGUUGAUGUUGUUAAUGGCAGCGUUUCUGAGCACCUAGCACAUUCAUCUUCAUCAUCUUCGUCUCUUGAUUUUUGCGGACAGUUCGAUCCUAGUAGCUACAAGAUGCUUUUCAAGGCUCUCACGGAGAAAGUUAGCGGGCAGGACGAAACUGUGCAUAUUAUCAGCCAAACAAUAGCUGACAGCAGGACAAGAAAUGAAGGACGCCAAGGAUCAAGCCUGAGACGAGAUUUAUGGUUUAAUUUCGUUGGACCUGAUAAGUGCAAUAAGAAGAAAAUUGCUGCUGCUCUUGCUGAAAUAAUAUUUGGAAGCAGUGGAAACUUGAUAUCUGCGGAUUUAAGUCCCCAAGAUGGAAUAGUCCGUACACUUAGCAAACAAGUACAUGGCUAUGAUGUAUUGUUCCGCGGGAAGACUGUAAUUGAUUAUAUUGCCGGGGAGCUGGUCAAGAAGCCUUUGGCUGUCGUCUUCCUUGAAAAUGUAGAUAAAGCUGAUGUGCAAGCUCAGAAUUGUUUAUCCCAUGCUAUUCAAACUGGUAAAUUUUCGGAUUCACAUGGAAGAGAAAUUGGAAUAAGCAAUGCAAUAUUCGUGACGACAUCAACAUUUUCAGAUAAUAAAGAUCAUCUCUCUCAGACGAAGGAUUUCUCUACGUAUUCUGAGGAAAGAAUAUUGAGAGCAAAGAGCCAGCAAAUUCAAAUUUUAAUCGAACAAGCUCCAGCUGACAAAAUGGGUUUAAAUUUAAAUGUACCGAUGAGAAAACUCAUCUCUGGUUCUAAUUUGGUUAAUAAAAGGAAGCUGGUUGCUGCGAAUCCAAUUCUCGAGCAGCAUCGCACUUCUGACGUGGUUAAACGGGUUCAUAAGACAUCUGUGAGGUAUCUUGAUCUUGAUUUGAACCUCCCCGCCGAAGAUAGUGAUGUGCAAGUCACCGACGAUGGGAACUCCGAUAAUGACUUGGCCUCUACCAACUCCAAGGCUUGGUUGCGAAAUUUCCUUGAUCAGUUGGACAGGAUAGUGGUGUUCAAGCCAUUUGAUUUCAGUGCUCUUGGUGAGAAAAUACUUACCGAGAUCAACGACAGCUUCCAUAAGAUUGUUGGCUCAGAUUGCUUACUAGACAUCGACUCAAAAGUCAUGGAGCAAUUACUCGCAGUUGGGUAUAUGUCGAAUCAGAAAAGGGCGGUGGAGGAAUGGGUGGAGCAAGUACUAAGCAAGGGAUUUACGGAAGUUCCAAAAAGGUAUAAUCUCAAUAAUGCUCAUUUAAUCGUUAAACUUGUUACCUACAACUGCCCGCUUACAGAUGAGCAUACAUCGGGAUUUUGCCUUCCGGCGAAAAUCCUAGUGAACUGAUGCCCUGUGCAAGAAGGUAUUCUUGUAGUUAGAUUGUAUAAUGUAGCAUUAGGAUGUACUAAUCCUUGUUUAGCCUGUUUAAUCCCAUAAUGUUAGUGGUUUUUGCAGGUUAGGCUUGUUUAGUUUGUAUAAUCUGUACUGUAAUUUAUUUUCUUAGGGAUCAUCUUUUGCAUGGGAUUAAUGUUCCAUGCAUAUUGAUUUGUAUAAUAUGAUAUAUAGUCAGUGAUUGUGUGAUAUAAAUGUCAUCUAGUGAUUGGAUAA
Molecule: messenger RNA, 3714 nt
Organism: Mercurialis annua (annual mercury)
Lineage: Eukaryota; Viridiplantae; Streptophyta; Magnoliopsida; Malpighiales; Euphorbiaceae
Product: protein SMAX1-LIKE 8
Exons: 3
Coding region: 148-3453 (1101 amino acids)
Molecular function (GO): ATP binding; ATP hydrolysis activity
Source: RefSeq, a predicted model, not a curated record